Messenger RNA from Acaulospora colombiana, 813 nucleotides. Lineage: Eukaryota; Fungi; Glomeromycota; Glomeromycetes; Diversisporales; Acaulosporaceae. The record is from the annotation of a GenBank genome assembly.
AUGGAUUCGAUACGUCGCCGUAUUACGGUUGCAGCGAAGAGGUCCUCGGAAAUAUCCUUGACUCCCUUCGUGCUAGAUAUCCCCCGGGUUAGAGAAAGUGUAGAGGAAAGUUUCAGAAAGUUGAAGACAGAUUACUUUGAUAUAGUUUAUUGUCAUGACGUGGAGUUUGUUAGUAUCGAAGAGGUGGUAGGCGAAGACGGUGCACUGAAGGAAUUGUUUAGAUUAAAGCAAGAGGGUAAAAUCAAGCAUGUUGGAAUAAGCGGGUAUCCGUUGGACGUUCUCGUCAAGAUCUCGCGAAUUCAACAUGACCGAGGCCAACCCAUCGACGUAGUUCUCAGUUACUCUCACUAUUGUCUUCACAACACCCGUCUCUUGUCGUACAUCGAAACCUUUCGUGAUCUCGGUGUCAUCUAUGUGAUGAAUGCAUCACCCUUAAGCAUGGGUUUACUUCGCGAAGCUCCUGCCCCGGAUUGGCAUCCUGCUCCACCGGAAUUGCGAGAGACCGCCAGUAGAUGUGCCACGCUUGCUCGAAGGGAAGGGUUGAGUUUGCCGAAGUUGGCGAUACAAUUCGCGCUAGAGUGUGAGAAGGUGACAAGUACCAUAAUUGGAUUUUCAAAUGCGAUGGAAGUUGAGGAAGGGGUUGAAUGUUUGAACAAGGUAUUGCGGAGAGGAACGGGACAAGAGAGGGAGAAGGAGAAAGAAGCUGAGAAUAAAAAAUAUAUGAUGGUCAUGAGUAUGAUUGGGAAGUAUAUGGAAUCUUGGGAUAAGUGGAGUUGGAAAAGUCCACCGAAUGAUGCCAAAAUUGUUAGAUAA